CCCCAGCCGAUGGCAGGACAGUAACCGCCUGUCAGGGGUCGCAAAGGGCUGAGGCAGAGGCAGAGGCUCCCGGGCCUCAGAUAGUGGCCGUCUCUGGAGGCCAUGGGCUACCCUGAGGUAGAGCGCAGGGAACCCCUGCCUGCAGCAGCGCCAAGGGAGCGGGGCAGCCAGGGCUGCGGCUGUCGCGGGGCCCCUGCUCGGGCGGGCGAAGGGAACAGCUGCCGGCUCUUCCUGGGUUUCUUUGGCCUCUCGCUGGCCCUCCACCUGCUGACGCUGUGUUGCUACCUAGAGUUGCGGUCCGAAUUGCGGCGGGAACGGGGAACCGAGUCCCGCCUAGGCGGCCCGGGUGCUCCUGGCACCUCUGGCACCCUAAGCAGCCCUGGGAGCCUCGACCCCGUGGGUCCCAUCACCCGCCACCUCGGGCAGCAGUCCUUUCCGCAGCAGCCUUUGGAAGCGGGAGAAGAUCCACUCCCCCCUGACUCCCAGGACCGGCACCAGAUGGCCCUUCUGAAUUUCUUCUUUCCUGAUGAAAAGGCAUAUUCUGAAGAGGAAAGUAGGCGUGUUCGCCGCAAUAAAAGAAGCAAAAGUGGUGAAGGAGCAGAUGGUCCUGUUAAAAACAAGAAAAAGGGAAAGAAAGCAGGGCCCCCUGGGCCCAAUGGCCCCCCAGGACCUCCAGGACCUCCAGGACCCCAGGGACCCCCAGGGAUUCCAGGAAUUCCUGGGAUUCCAGGAACAACUGUUAUGGGACCACCUGGCCCUCCUGGCCCUCCUGGUCCUCAAGGACCCCCUGGCCUCCAAGGACCUUCUGGUGCUGCUGAUAAAACUGGAACUCGAGAAAACCAGCCAGCUGUGGUGCAUCUGCAGGGCCAAGGGUCGGCAAUUCAAGUCAAGAAUGAUCUUUCAGGUGGAGUGCUCAAUGACUGGUCUCGCAUCACUAUGAACCCCAAGGUGUUUAAGCUACAUCCCCGCAGCGGGGAGCUGGAGGUACUGGUGGACGGCACCUACUUCAUCUAUAGUCAGGUAGAAGUGUACUACAUCAACUUCACUGACUUUGCCAGCUACGAGGUGGUGGUGGAUGAGAAGCCCUUCCUGCAGUGCACCCGCAGCAUUGAGACAGGAAAGACCAACUACAACACUUGCUAUACUGCAGGCGUGUGCCUCCUCAAGGCCAGGCAGAAAAUUGCCGUGAAGAUGGUGCACGCCGACAUCUCUAUCAAUAUGAGCAAGCACACCACCUUCUUUGGGGCCAUCAGGCUGGGCGAAGCCCCUGCAUCCUAGAUUCUCCCAUUCCAUCCUGCCCCAUGCCCCUGCCCCAGGUUUGGGAGCCAGGACUCCCAGAACCUCUAAGUGCUGCUGUGGAGUGAGGUAUAUUGGCGUUGCAGCCACAGAGAGAAAUGCCCCAGUACUAUUUAUUCCCCAGUGACUCCAGGAUGACAAGGCCUGCACGACUUCCCAGAAUGACCUUGAGUUCCCAGGACAGUUGAUGGAGCCCCAGGGUUUUCAAGAAGCAGAACCUCCUUAGGCUCCCUGCUGGCUGGCUUAUGGUGACUCCUCAACCCCUAGGUCCCUCAUCAGAUUUCUCAUUUGUUGCACUAAACUGAAGAUCCAAGAUGGUAGGCCACAAAAAGCAAAGGUGCACUCCAGAUUCUAGGGGUGACCCUCUGACUCCAAGGGGGCUGCUGCUUCUCUCUUGGCUGGGGGUGGCAUCAGGUUGCAACUUAAGGAGAGGAUCAGGUCAGAAGAAGGCAAGUGCCUGUGGCAGAGACCCGGGCAAUUAGCUGCCAAGCAAGCAUCCUUGGCAGAGGAGGCAUUCUUGCUGUAUUGCACUAUGACCUACAAGAGGCUCAAACAACUCUUCCCACUCAGGCUGAGAGGUACACUGUGGCAGCUUGCUGGACUCCAGAGCUGGGAACUUUGCUCUGCCUUGGAAUCAUUGCAGGCAUGGCCACACCCCUGCCUAAGUACGAGCCCGAUACUUGGGGCUGCGCAUGUCUCACUUUGUUUACAGCUCUGCUCCCCUCUCCGAAAACUACCUGGAGUCUUCCCACCUGCCACCCUCCCCAGACUGCCUAGAAGUCCUAUCUUCUCUCUCCACAGUGCCUACCUCUGUCUGAGACAGGUGCCUCAUGCGGGACCCAUCUCUCAUGAGUCUGGUGUAUUCUUUAAAUUACCUGGGCACAAGGAAUUUUCCAUUAAUUAAGCAAUACAAUUAUUCAUCUAAUUCUAACAAAAUUGUGUCUGGGAGCAGAUGGUUAAACUGGAUAACCUCCAAAGGCCCCUUAGAGUUUGAAUAUCAGUGGCUCUCGAAAGUUACCACUACAGUAGACUUCUAAAUCCCCAAACCCCAGACUCCCUUGGACAUCAGCAAAGCAGGGCUUUUCUACCUGGCCCAGAAAGGGGGAGAAGUAGGAAUUGGAAAGCAGGGAGAUU
Molecule: messenger RNA, 2430 nt
Organism: Arvicola amphibius (Eurasian water vole)
Lineage: Eukaryota; Metazoa; Chordata; Mammalia; Rodentia; Cricetidae
Gene: Eda
Product: ectodysplasin A
Exons: 8
Coding region: 103-1278 (391 amino acids)
Biological process (GO): immune response; animal organ development
Cellular component (GO): membrane
Molecular function (GO): death receptor binding; tumor necrosis factor receptor binding; death receptor agonist activity
Source: RefSeq, a predicted model, not a curated record